GGAGCAGUAAUGACUGACGGACCACAACAGUAGAGAGGCAAGGUUGUGUUAGUUUCGGUGCUCUGAUGUGAUCUGGGAGAGGCUUUACAAAAACGGUUUAGUCUUUUUAUUUUUUAAGUGGGAUAUUUUAAGAGUGGGGGAAACAACAAAUGCUCUUUUGAGCUAAAAGACGCCAUGCUCUGCGCCGAACUGACCAGACGGCUAACCGUGACCAUCCUGAGGGGGGGUCGCAGUGUAACCUGUCAUCCUCACCUGUCAACCAGCUUCCUUUUAAACGACGCAACGAGGAAUGUGGAUGGUUUUCACUUAGAGUCCUGCGUGUCCAGAAGACGGAUUCACAACCAGGGUGGAAUCCUUCCUUCUAAAAGAAUCCGAGUAUCGCAGUAUAAUGGAGGAAGGUCUUUCAGCCUCUCAGCUGCUGCUAUUGUGAACUCAGCACCAGUUCAAGUCCAACCCUACCUCCGACUGAUGAGGCUUGACAAACCUAUUGGGACAUGGCUGCUGUACCUGCCGUGCACGUGGAGCAUCGCUCUGGCCGCUGAGCCAGGAUGUCCUCCAGAUCUGGGCAUGCUCGCUCUGUUUGGCACGGGCGCUUUGCUGAUGAGGGGGGCCGGCUGCACCAUCAAUGACAUGUGGGAUAAAGACUUUGAUAAACAAGUGGCCAGGACAGCCUCUCGACCCAUCGCAUCAGGGGAGGUUUCCCGUACGCAGGCCUUGAUUUUCCUCGGAGGGCAACUCUCUCUGGCGCUCGGGGUCCUUUUAUGUCUAAACUACUACAGCAUUGCUCUGGGUGCUUCCUCAUUGGCUCUUGUCAUCACCUACCCGUUGAUGAAGAGGAUCACUUACUGGCCACAGCUUGUGCUGGGUCUGACCUUUAACUGGGGCGCCCUGCUGGGCUGGUCGGCCGUAAGGGGCUCCUGUGAUUGGUCGGUGUGCCUCCCGCUGUAUUUCUCUGGAGUGAUGUGGACGCUGAUAUACGACACGAUAUAUGCUCACCAGGAUAAGGAGGACGACAUAAAGGUGGGAGUCAAAUCCACCGCACUCAAGUUCCAGGAGCAAACCAAAGCCUGGCUGAGUGGUUUCACGGUGGCCAUGGUGUCGGGGCUGGUCCUGGCCGGGGUCAGCGCCGGGCAGACUGCCCCCUACUACGCCGCCCUGAGCGCGGCGGGGGCUCACCUGGCCCACCAGAUUUACAAAGUGGACAUCAACAAGGCUGAAGACUGCUGGAGGGAAUUCAUCUCAAACAGAAACCUCGGCCUCUUGUUAUUUUUGGGCAUUGUUGUUGGUAAUUUUUGGAGGGAAUCGAGAGAAUCUUUACUGCAAAAUGAAGAAUCUGUCAGAGGGCAGUAA
Molecule: messenger RNA, 1350 nt
Organism: Menidia menidia (Atlantic silverside)
Lineage: Eukaryota; Metazoa; Chordata; Actinopteri; Atheriniformes; Atherinopsidae
Source: the annotation of a GenBank genome assembly